This is a messenger RNA of Debaryomyces fabryi, 1992 nucleotides long. Its product is annotated as putative GTPase. Gene Ontology annotation, biological process: ribosomal subunit export from nucleus. Gene Ontology annotation, molecular function: GTPase activity; GTP binding. The transcript has a single exon. Gene Ontology annotation, cellular component: cytosol. NCBI's taxonomy places the organism in Eukaryota, Fungi, Ascomycota, Pichiomycetes, Serinales, Debaryomycetaceae. Bases 1 to 1992 code for a protein of 663 amino acids. The record is from RefSeq and is a predicted model, not a curated record.
AUGAGUGACGUUGGAGCAAAUAAAGGUUCUUUGCAUCCUGAACCAAAGAAAUGGAAGAUUCCAAAGGGUCCAAAGCCAAUUCUGCAUAAAAAUAAGAAUACUAUCGGAUUAGGUAGGACAAUUGCAAACCAGAAAAGGUUAGAUAAUAAAAUUACUUUCUUACCAGAUGGUGAAAUGAGAUUUACAACUGACAAAAGAGAAGCUGACUGGGUGAAAUUAAGAUCAGUGACACAAGAAAAUGCUUUAGAUGAGUUUUUAAAUACUGCUGAGUUAGCUGAUACUGAUUUCACAGCUGAAAAGAACCAACAAGUCAAAAUCAUUAAGGUUGGAAACACUUCUAUUGUUAAUCAGAAUGGAUUAUUAACUCAAGAAGAAACGUUAGAAUUACGUAGAAAGCAUAAGAUCUUUGAGAAUAAAUUAACAGUUCCAAGAAGGCCUGAAUGGAAUAAGAAUCAACUGAAGUUAGAAAUUGAGAGACAAGAAAAUUUAGCCUUUUUAGAAUGGAGACGUCAAUUAGCAUCACUUACUGAAAAUAAUGAUUUAUUAUUAACACCUUUUGAAAGAAAUAUUGAAGUUUGGAGACAACUAUGGAGAGUUGUUGAAAGGUGUGAUUUAGUUGUUCAAAUUGUGGACGCAAGAAAUCCAUUGUUAUUUAGAUCUAUUGAUCUUGAAAAAUAUGUUAAUGAAUUAAGUAUGCCAGAUAAUAAUGCUACCAAGAAGAAUUUAUUGUUGGUUAACAAAGCAGAUUUAUUAACUAGAGAGCAAAGAAUUCAGUGGUCAGAGUAUUUUACUUCGCAGAAUAUAAAUUACGUAUUUUUCUCCGCUUCCAAAGCUAAUGAGUUAUUGGAAAAGGAACAAGAAGAGUUAGAAGAAUUACAAAGGGAUCCUAAUUAUACCCCAGAAAGAAAGGUAGACGAUGAACCAGAAGAAGUCAAUUCUAAGAUUAGAAUCUUGAAGAUUGAUGAAUUGGAAAACUUAUUCUUAACUUCGUCGCCUAAAUUUGAACAUUCAGAAGAUUUCCCUGAUCGUAAGCUUCAAAUUGGUUUGGUUGGUUAUCCAAAUGUUGGUAAGUCGUCUACAAUCAAUGCAUUGGUGGGCUCCAAGAAAGUUUCCGUUUCAGCUACUCCAGGUAAGACCAAGCAUUUUCAAACUAUACAUUUAUCUCCAGAGGUAUUAUUGUGUGAUUGUCCUGGUUUGGUUUUUCCAAAUUUUGCUUACACUAACGGAGAAUUAGUUUGUAACGGUGUUUUACCAAUUGACCAAUUAAGAGAACAUAUUCCACCUGUUUCUAUUGUCUGUCAAAGAGUUCCUAAGUUCUACCUUGAAGCAUUCUAUGGUAUUCAUAUCCCAAUUCAAAAGAUUGAAGAUGGUGGUAAUGGUGUCUAUGCAAGUGCAAGAGAAUUAUUAAAUGCGUAUGCUAGAGCUAGAGGUUUCAUGACCCAGGGGUUUGGGAGUGCAGAUGAGUCAAGAGCCAGUAGAUAUAUCUUGAAAGAUUAUGUUAGUGGGAAAUUAUUGUUUGUUAGCCCACCACCAAGGAAGAUAGGUGAGGAUGAGUGGGAUUUACCAAGUAUCGAAGAGGCCAGAGAAUUAAAUAAAGAAUUAUAUUCUUUAAAUACAUUACCCGAAUCAAGACAACACCAAAUAUUAAGUGCAUUAUCAUCGAAGAAUAUCAAUGCUGACGAUUUUGAUUUAUCAAAGGGAUUAGCAGGGUUGAACUUUUCUAUGCAUAUAGGUGACAAGUCAUCCAAUUCUACUGAUUUGGAAACUACGAAGAGAGAAGCCGGGGCAAGUACUGUUUUCUACGGUGGUAAGCAAGCUUCUUUGGAAAGUGCUGGUGAUGAUUUAGAUCGUGAAUUCUUCAAGAUGAAUAGUGUUCAAGGUAAGUUUAAUAAACCUUUCCAUACGGCUGGUGAAGCCAGCAAUGGUAAGAAUAAGAAACAUGGGAAGAAGAAUAAGAAGGCUGACAAGAAGACGAGAGUGGUAGGUUAUUAA